AUGGAUGAGAAUAUCGAAGUGCCUCAAUAUUUCUUGUGUCCCAUCUCACUGCAUAUCAUGAGAGAUCCGGUAACCACCGUUACCGGCAUAACGUACGACCGCCAAACCAUCGAGCGUUGGCUGUCGACGGCGGAGGACGCCACCUGCCCCGCCACCAACCAGCCGUUGCCAAGAGAUUCUGACUUGACCCCGAAUCAUAUGCUACGGCGGCUGAUACAAGCAUGGUGCGUUGCCAACGCCAAGAAUGGGAUUGAUCUAAUCCCGACGCCGAAAACUCCACUCCACAAGUCUACAGUUCUUAAUCUCAUUCGAAAACUCAAUAAUCCUGUCAUGUAUGUGGAUUCCUUGAAGAAAAUGGAUGAACUUGCCAAUGAGAAUGAGAGGAACCGGAAAUGCAUGGCCGAGGCCGGAUCGGCCAAAGCAAUAGUUUUGUUCGUUUUGAAAUGUUUCAAGGAAGGUAAAACUAUAGGCAUCGAGGAAGCCUUGAGAAUUCUCCAUCUAACGUGGAAUCCCGGUACCAACGAAAAUCAGCAACUUUUUGAAGAUAACCUAGCUCUUGUCGAAGCCUUAACAUGGAUCUUGAAGAGUGCUGACAUAGAAAGCAACGUCAUCACGAAAACUCAAGCCCUCGUAGUAUUGAAAAAGGUAAUCGAAGUAGCGACUCGGAGUUUGCUCGAUAGACUAAACCCCGAGUUCGUCAAAGAAAUGGUAAAAGUCUUACAAAGUAAUGAACUCAAAACUUCACAACAGGCAGUAAAAUCCACCUUGCAAAUCCUUGUACAAAUAUGUCCUGUGGGAACAAACCGAAUGAAAAUCAUCAACGCAGGAGCAGUUUUCGAGCUUGUUGAAACCGAACUAGAUCAAAACCUCGAAUCGAAGAAAGUUACCGAGCUUAUAUUCACACUUUUAGCACACUUAUGUUCAUGUGCUGAUGGAAGAGCUCAAUUCUUGAAACAUCCUGCAGGGAUUGCAAUGGUUUCCAAAAGAUUGUUGAGAGUUUCUGAUGCAACUGAUGAUGGAGGGCUUCAUAUAUUUGCUUUGAUUUCGAGAUUUUCAGCUACAAAUGAAGUUCUUGUGGAGAUGCUGAGAGUUGGAGGUGUGUCCAAGAUUUGCAUGGUGAUUCAAGCAGAUUGUGCAGAUGAUUUAAAGAAGAAAGCGAGGGAGAUUUUGAGGUUGCAUUCUAAUGUUUGGAGGAAUUCACCUUGUAUACAAGUUUAUCUUUUGACAAGGUAUGCUAGAUAG
Molecule: messenger RNA, 1242 nt
Organism: Fraxinus pennsylvanica
Lineage: Eukaryota; Viridiplantae; Streptophyta; Magnoliopsida; Lamiales; Oleaceae
Source: the annotation of a GenBank genome assembly